ACAAAACAAAAACAUAAACCCAAAAAUCUCUUAUAUUUUGACCAUUUAAUGCAUGUUUUUAUGCCUCAGAAUAUUUUUGGUACACAAUAAGACUUGAUCUAGUUAUAGCAGUUUAGUCUACUUUAACUUAAUACAGUUAUCAGAACUAUUUCAUUUGAAAAAUGCCUACCAAUCCUGAUGAACCUUACUAUUGUUCACAACAAAUAGCCAUUCCAACUGACUUGCCUGAUAUCUUAAAACAGUUUACUAAAGCUGCUAUCAGAACACAACCAAAAGAUGUCUUGGCUUGGUCUGCAGCAUACUUCCGAGCUAUGUCAAAUGGAGAAACACCACCUGUUAAAGAAAGAUUAGAAAUGCCUGUUGCUACACAGAAAACUGACUCUGGCUUAACACCAGGAAUACUCAAAGUUUUAAACAGACAGCUUGGUCCAAAGAAGACUAUCCCUCUGAGUACAGUAGAAGAAAAAUGGUUAGAUUUAGCAUUACCUAAAGAACAGUUUGAUGAUAUAGUUCGUAUUGGUUCAUUUGGUGGAGAAAUUGAAUGGAACAAAUUCUUAGCUAUUGCUACUUCAGCAUUAGCAGAGGGUAUGGCACAGUCCAUGAAAGGUUUAUGUGACAUAUUAACAUCAGAUCCGGAUGGUGGACCCUCUAGAAUUCCAUUCCCCUUAUUUAAAGAAUUGUAUACCUAUCUAGCUCAAAUUGAUGGUGAAAUAUCUCAACAACAAAUCAAUGAUGUUAUUGAUCAUUUACAAUAUCAUGUAAAUAAGCAAGAAGGAUAUGUACAGCCUAGAAACUUCCUCAGUUCAGAAUGUCCUAAACUCUCAUAAAGCAUGUUACAUAAUGUAUUCACCUAUUGUAUAUUCAGUUUAUUCUUGGUUAUUUGAAUGCUAAAAUGAUUCCAUCCAGUCUGUUAUUAUUUUAAAAAAUCUCUUUAUCUAUUUUGUCAAAUUUUGUUAUCACCAAUCAUUUAUUGACAUUUGUAAUUGCAACAAUUAUUAUUGCUGUAUCUUAAACAAAAAAAAAUAUUAUUCACAGAAAAGUAUGUUCUUCAUUAAAUUAUCGACUUGGGAUUUGAGAAGGAAUAUAUUACUGGCAAUAUAUAUCAGUGAAUCGAUGCAUGGCGAUAUUUCAUGCCACAAUAUGUGUAUCGUAUGGUGUAGUUGUGUAUCAAUGCUUAAUGAUACUAUGCAUACUAGAAAAACACAUAAUUAUAAUACACACACAUAACUUGACAAUAUCCAAAUACAGUAGAAAUAUAAAAGUUGAAGUUUCAUUCAUGGAAAUAAACAUGACAACAGUAAGAUGUCGACAAAUUAUCGACAAUAACUUGUAGUAAUAUACAGCUGUAAAAAAAAUCAUUAAAUCUUUGAA
Molecule: messenger RNA, 1371 nt
Organism: Lottia gigantea (owl limpet)
Lineage: Eukaryota; Metazoa; Mollusca; Gastropoda; Lottiidae
Exons: 6
Coding region: 162-827 (221 amino acids)
Source: RefSeq, a predicted model, not a curated record